Messenger RNA from Verticillium nonalfalfae, 612 nucleotides. RefSeq lists its product as uncharacterized. Lineage: Eukaryota; Fungi; Ascomycota; Sordariomycetes; Glomerellales; Plectosphaerellaceae. The transcript is spliced from 2 exons. The coding region runs from base 1 to 612 and encodes 203 amino acids. The record is from RefSeq and is a predicted model, not a curated record.
AUGGAAUCAACUCUCGAUGACACGACUUUGUCGACAAUCUCACUCUUAGAGGCGCGCUUGCGGCGGGCAGAGCAUAUCCUCUACGGCCAAGGAGAUGCUCCGGCAAUCUCCCAUCCUGAACCUGCGGCUUCAUCUCUCGAAUCCCUUGAAAGGCGAUUUUAUGUCCUCUUGGGCAACAUCAAAGUUUACGGGGAACUCAUGAAGAUUCACAAGACGCAGCCAACUCUUUUUCACCCACCGUCCACAGAACAGCCCCCUAUCGACCUCUCCUCUGAAGCGAUUCGCGCGACUGUCAUCGCGGCCGCCGCGUCAUUUCCUGCAACAGCGUCUUCGCUCACCUCCGUGUCCGACUGUCCCAUUCCCGACCCUUCGCAGAGCGCAUCCCUCGCAGCUAUGAUCCCGCGAAUGCGCGGCAUCGAAGCAACACAGCUCGCACAAGAAGUCGAAAUGGCCGAGCUGCGAAUGCGGAGUGAAGCGGUUAUCAGUAGCUGGUACGAAAACGGCGUCCUCUCUGCAUCUCGUUUCGUCGCGGACGUGGAGGGCCAGGUCGAGAAGGUCGAGAGGCAGGUGAGAAGGGCAGAAAAGCAGCAAGAGGCUGCGGAAGCAUUGUGA